UCUGUAAAUCUAUCGGCAACAAUGUUUUCUAUUAAAUAGUGCAAUCAGAUAGAUCUCCAAGUGCAUAGUUUUUAUGAAAUAAUAUAUAAGUUUUAAUAAAAAUGUAAAAUUUUAAACAAAAAUUGUUUAAAGUAUACAAGAACGUACAAGUUCGCUAAGUAAAAGCUUGCAUACAACAUUUAUAUACAAUCGUUCUGCAACGAUAAAGAAAAAAUUCUUUAAUUUUCGUUACAAAUUCGUUUUGCGAUGAACGUUGUCUCAUGGCCGAGAAAAUUAAAAACUUCAACUUGAAAACUUGUGGCGGCUGUCUAAACGAUCUGCAGCAAGAUGAAAAAUUUAUUGUUGGCUUGGGACAGCAAUGGCAUAGCGAUUGUUUUUGCCGUGCUGUUCAUAAUUGGUAUUUUGAAAAGGAUGGUGUCCUUUUUUGCAAGGAGGAUUACGUUCAGCGCUUCGGAGAAGCAUGCCAACAAUGUAAUACCAUUAUAUCGGGGCCGAUAAUGGUGGCAGGCGAUCAUAAAUAUCAUCCUGAAUGCUUUUGUUGUACAUCGUGUAAAACAUUUAUCGGUUAUGGAGAAUCAUACACGCUGUUGGAACGUUCUAAGCUUUAUUGUGAUCCUUGUUACAACAAGCAAAUGCUACAACCUGUUAAAGGGAAUGAUUCCUCUCGAAAGCCUUUACACGCUAUACGAUUGGUAGAGGUACCAAGAGACGUUGCACCUAGCUUACGUUUAUCUGUUGACACUGUUAGUCAUUCAAGUUGCGGCGACAAUCUGCAAAAUUGUGCUUGCAAUUUGGCUACUUUCGAUGCCGUUGGGUUAGGUAAAAUGUCAUCAGGCAGCAAUACCACCGAACUAUUCCCAGCUGUUCGUAUAUCUGAACUCAUUUGUAGAAUAUACGGACGUGUUGGAAAAUACGUUUUCUCUCUAAUAACAUCGGUGAUCGAUCAAUGUUGUGGGGCGUAUAGAAUCGAUGUAAAUCUUACGAACUUACACGUGGGCGAUCGCAUAUUGGAAGUGAACGGCACGCCGGUCAGUAAUAAUUCAAUAGAACAGAUUGACAACUUGAUACGUAGCACUGAGAAAAUUCUACAAUUAACAGUCGAGCAUGAUCCUGUGCAAGUGUGCCGGAGUUGUAGUAACAUAGAUAUCAAAAAGUUGACCAGCGAAUUGUCUCUACCCUUGGCUACAUCGGCUUCCAGUGUGGAAGUAUUUGGCCGUGAAUUUAAUAAAUCUCAACAAGAGUAUGUUGAUCCAAAAUUAACCAAAAAGGAUAAAGAACGAAUUUAUAAACGCAAAGAUGAAGGUUACAUUAGCGGCACAAAAACCCGUCAAUUAAGAAAGUAUAAAAAUUUAAGUAUGAUGAUUGCCAAUGAACAUGAUGAACUUCAUUCUAUACCGGCCGGCAAGGUCGAUAGUACCAAAACAUUACUUCGGGACAAAGAACGAUGUUCGAGUAUGUCCAAAUUAACUGGGGAACGCCAUGUAGGCAGCACCGAACAAAUGUACGAUUUGUCUAGGACUAGGUCAUUUCGGGUGGAACCAAAGCCCCAACGCAUUUUUCGCGCUGCUGAUUUAGUUAUAGGGGAGCUUUUGGGUAAAGGUUUCUUUGGUCAAGUUUAUAAGGUAACACAUCGUUUGACUAAAGAAGUGAUGGUGUUGAAGGAACUGUAUCGGGUGGAUGAGGAAGCUCAACGUAACUUUCUCAAAGAGGUGGCAGUAUUACGUUCUUUAAAUCACCCUAAUGUUCUUAAGUUUAUUGGAGUUUUGUACAAAGAAAAAAGGUUACACUUGGUGACCGAGUACGUGGCAGGCGGUUCAUUAAAAGAACUCAUACAUGAUUCUGGUUUACCGUUAAGUUGGACAGAACGCAUUUCUUUUGCUAAAGAUAUUGCUUGCGGAAUGAGUUACUUGCAUUCCAAAAAUAUUAUUCAUCGUGAUUUAAAUUCUUUGAACUGUCUAGUGCGUGAAAAUCGUACUAUAAUUGUAGCUGAUUUUGGUUUGGCUCGGAUAAUCACCACGCCAACAAUCAAAUGGUGUGGUGGAAUUCCAGAUUCGCAGGACUCGAAAUCUAAUACGUUAACACGUAGUAAGAGUAGGCAACGACGCCAGCGUUACACAGUGGUGGGUAACCCUUACUGGAUGGCACCAGAAAUGAUGAAGGGCUUGAGAUACGAUGAGAAAGUGGAUCUAUUUUCAUUCGGUAUAAUGCUAUGUGAAAUAAUAGGACGAGUUCAAGCCGAUCCUGAUUAUUUGCCACGUACUUCAGAUUUUGGCUUAAAUCAGAAAAUAUUUUGCGAGAAGUUUUGCCAUCAGUGUCCAGAACCCUUUUACAAGAUUGCUUUUUUAUGCUGUGACUUAAAUCCAGAUAAGAGGCCUUCAUUUGAUGUACUCGAGCUUUGGCUGGAUAGUCUGAAAUCCUCUGUGAUCUCGAAACAAUUAAUGCCAGAAGAAUUAUUGUACGAUAUCGAGAAUUAUAAAGGUUUUAGUAUUAGUUCAACACCAGUGGAUCUUCUAACACCAAAAUCCAAUCUCAGCCGAGAAAAUUUGGAUGAAGUUGAAAGUUUACCGUUCACACCACAAUCUUUGCCAACGAUUGUCACAGAAGCCAUUAACGAUACAGAAGUCAAAUGUUGUGCUCUAAACUUGCCCGAUGAUAUCCCGAAAUCACCUCACUUAGGUAAAGAUUUUUCACCCACCGGCGAACGUAUCCAUAAUAGCAUGCGUGCUAAAAGAAGGCAACGUUUUCUUCAAGCACAAAAUGCUGGCUUAACAGAUGUGGAAGAAAUUAAACUUGGCGUAGAAAGUAAUGGCAAAGCGAAUUAUGUAGAGAAAGGUUUUCUAAUUAACUUCAGUCAAGAUGGCGAUUUACAUUUGAAUAAUGUAGAAAAUUUGAAUAAUUACUCCGAUUUAGACUCAAGCUGUGAAACCAGUCUUACUUACCAAGAAAUAGAUCAGAUUUCAAACGCUGAUCAAGUGGAUGAAGUUAAGGGUGAAAAUACAAUAUUAGAACAACCGGCAGAGAACUCGAUUGAGACUGUGCGUCCGCGAAGCGACAACACCCCUGCUAAAAGUGCGCUUAAUGAUAGAUCCUACAGAAAUGCUUUAGACGAUAUACGUGUUCGUUUAAAUUUAUGUAAAGCACGCAUUGAUAAUAUUGAUGAAGCAAAUCGCAGAAAUUUCUCAAAUUCCCAAACAACAAUGCGAUCGGUGUUCAAAAUGAAGGAAGAAAUUUGUAAAUCCCCACCACAAUCCAUAAAAAUGUUUGAACGUUUUAAAGGUUUGCCUUCAGUAAAUUUUGCGUCUCCUGGAAACGCUAGUACAGAAAUUAAACACACUUACCGUGUUAACCAAACUCCAGUAUUUGGACGUAAAAAAUUUACAGAAGUCGAACCUAAACUAAAAUAUCACAAACCACAUUCGGAUUCUUUGGAAAAUAUUGAUAAAAUGGGAAUCCCUCAGCAACGGCUGGACGGCAAAAGCUCACCAAAACGUGUAAGGCUGCCGAAAGAGGAAUCGUUUAAAAGUUAUAUAGCUGAAAAGCAGAAUGUGUCUCCUCCAAUAAUUUGCACUGCUCCCAAGAGCACGAGAAAAAAAGAAAAGUUGGAAACGGGGCAAACUAGUGUAAAGUUUUUUGGAGUACGACGUAAUUUUAAUUUAACUCUUUCACCGAAACGUGAAGUGGAAGAAAAAGUAGCAGCAGUAAGACGGCCGUUUUCACCUACUAAGUCAAGUGAGGCCAAGAAAGUUUCCGCUGCCAAACCAGAGAUACAAACAAGUGGUGUUCGUAACCGUAGCAGUUGUAUAAAAAAAAUUUCUCAACAAAUGAAUACGUCCUCGAAUCGCUCCAAUAACGACCGAAUGCGUUUGUCUGAAAGGAUUCAUGAACAGAAAAAGUCCCGCGUCACUACGGAUAACUUAACUAAUUCAAAUGUUGUCAUGGAUACGCAAAAAUCAGCACAAGCACCACCAACACAGGUCUCACAGAAUAAUGAAAGCGCGGCCAGCACCAAAAAUCAAAAACGUUUAAUCGCGUCACGUUCGCAAUUCUAUACGCGAUGUUAGCGAACUUUGCGUUGGCUGCCUCUUAUUUACUUGAAUAAGAAAAUGUUAAAUAAGCAUAAGAGAAAAUUUGAAUGACAGAGAUAAUAAAAAAGACAAAUACAAACACAUAAGGAUAUAAAAAUAUUUUUGUAAGAUUUUCUAGUGCCACACAUAAACUCGAUGAUCCGCAGUACAGCUUUAAAAGGAGUCGUCUUAAUUUUUUUACGCAAAUAACAGUAUUUUUUCAUGUACAUUCACAUAGAUGUAGAAAUAACCCUAUUAACGAGAAACAAUGUAACAAGUUUUGUUUUAUC
Messenger RNA from Glossina fuscipes, 4354 nucleotides. It is a transcript of the gene LIMK1, whose product is annotated as LIM domain kinase 1. Gene Ontology annotation, biological process: protein phosphorylation; actin cytoskeleton organization. Lineage: Eukaryota; Metazoa; Arthropoda; Insecta; Diptera; Glossinidae. The coding region runs from base 261 to 4061 and encodes 1266 amino acids. The transcript has 7 exons. Gene Ontology annotation, molecular function: protein binding; ATP binding; protein serine/threonine kinase activity. The record is from RefSeq and is a predicted model, not a curated record. Gene Ontology annotation, cellular component: nucleus; cytoplasm.